Messenger RNA from Mya arenaria, 2300 nucleotides. RefSeq names its product translation initiation factor IF-2-like. Bases 82 to 2181 code for a protein of 699 amino acids. Lineage: Eukaryota; Metazoa; Mollusca; Bivalvia; Myida; Myidae. The transcript is spliced from 17 exons. The record is from RefSeq and is a predicted model, not a curated record.
GUCUGUCUCAUUUAUUCCACGUGAAACACCACACGAGACAUUAUUUCGUAACAGAAGUGUGAUAUUCAACUUUCGUUCAAAAUGGAAACGUAUAUAAAACUGUGUUUAAGUGUUCUACUUUGCACAGUAUAUGUUCAUGGGCAAGACAUUCGUGGAUUUCGAAGACUUUUCGAUCUCAGACGUCGGGAAAUGGCGAUGCGAAGAGGUAUGGGAUUUCCAUUCGGUAACAUUCGAGGCAUUCCACCACAAGUCGCUGCUAGAUUUGAACUUGAAAGACGACAAAGAGGGGACAUCCCUAACGGCUUCGGACAGCAAACAUCUCAAGGGGACAUGUCUAACGGCUUCAAUCCGCAGACAGCACAAGACUUCCCAAAUAUACCAAACAUUCCUCAGAUUCCUCGAAUUCCAAAUGUGCCUGAUACACCAACCCAGGGCCCCACAGACGGAGGUCAGACAACACAGCAAGGCGCUCCUUCCGGUCCGGGUCAGUUUCCGGGACCCGGUCCGCGGCCCGGACAGCCCUUCCCCUUCCCCCAGGGUCGGCCAGGAUUCUCCUUCCCAGGGUUCCCAGGCAACGCCAUCUUCCCUGCACAGAGCGGCGGCGGCGCGGGAAUCAUUCGCGAGAGGCGACCGGAAAUGAUGGCCGGAGGUGGUAGUUUUGGAGGUCCAAUGAACUUUGGGCCGAAUGGGCAACCUCAAUUCACAUCUCAGGACACAACAGCAUCCAACCAGAAUGAACAAUCAACUCCUCAGAGAUUCCCAAACGGACAAGCAAACUUCCAAAACGGACAACCAAACUUCCCAAACGGACAACCAAACUUCCAAAACGGACAGAGACAAGCAAACUUCCCAAACGGGCAAGCACAACCAAACUUCCCAAACGGGCAAGCACAAACAAACUUUCCAAACGGACAAGCAAACUUUCCCCAGGGGUUCCCAAACGGACAACAACCUCAGUUCCCAAUGGGAUUCCCUCCACAACGGUUCCCCAACGGCAGGCAGCCAUUCUUUCCACCUGGAGUCCCAUCCAGACAGCCACUUCCGUUUCCAGACAGGACCCAGCGCUCCGGCCAAAGUGAGAUGGCAUUUGGCGGUCCUUUCCCCGGCGGUCCGUUCCCCUUCCCACCAGGAGGACCUGGCUUCCAGCAGACCGGCUUCGAGGACUUCCGUGCCCAACAGUCGGCUGACCUUGGUCCAGAGUUUUCUACCACUUCUGAUCAACAGCAACAGAACGACAUCAGUCUUAACUUCCAGCCGCUAGACCAAGGCCCACAGCUUCCAUUUAACACAGACCAAAACCCAGAGUUUAGUGGACCCUCCAUGAACAUGAAUCAACAGACCGGAAAUUCUUUCGACGUUUCUUUCACACCAACAGGCCGGGACUCCGCCGCAAUAACAAGGAACGUCUCAGAAAAGAGCGCUACUUCCGGUGGAGGAGAUUUCCGAUUGGUUGAGGUAGCAGGCGCAGACAACUCCGUUUCCAUGCCAAUGGCGUUCGAUACAAUCCAGGGACCAGGUCUUAGCGCAAUGACCGGACUGGACAUGACAGGUUCCAUGCAACCUGUGUUAGACCUGUCCCUGCAGCCGGAACCACCUACCGACACGGCCGACAUGGCUACCGCCACCAUGGACGUCAUGCUCAACGGUGACAUGUCCAGUAGCGCGACGGCCGUUGACGCACAGGGCGGCGGUCCCCAGAUGGAAGUGGUUGUAACGCCCGUUGAGCCAGUACCUGUCUUCACACCGCCACAGGCCGAUUUCUCGUUCUUCAUGGGCGGAUCUACAGCACCGGAAGUUAUGCCACCUAUUGAUGUUCCCGCCGACAACACCGUGGUGAUGUCAGGAUCCAGCAGUACGUCUGGUAGUAUCGUGACAGCCAAGAAACCAGGAAAUGGUGACAUCGUCAUGAAGACGCUCCACGUUGAAACCGUAAAACCACGCUCACGACCGGAACCAUUUGCACCAAUGUCAUCCUGGGAUGAUACGUUCGACAUUACCGGAACUGGUGGCGCACAGCCGUCCAUGGAUGCUGCUGGUGCAGCAGGAAGUGACGGAACCAUUGCUAUGUCCGGCGGCAAUGCAGCAUCUGCCGCCAACCAGCCAAUCGUAGUUGAGACGAAGCCGACGGACGUCGUAGCCAAUGACGUCACAAACGAUAUAGCGCCACCAAAGACGCCUUAGAGUGUGCAAAGGCGCCUGUCCUGUCGGGGCGUGCCGAGUGAGUGGUGCAACUGUGAUACGAGUGGAGGGAUCUACUUGUCGACUUUUGUUUUGUGUUUUUCUUUGUGACUGUUUUUAAU